Molecule: messenger RNA, 1485 nt
Organism: Myxocyprinus asiaticus (Chinese sucker)
Lineage: Eukaryota; Metazoa; Chordata; Actinopteri; Cypriniformes; Catostomidae
Product: alkaline ceramidase 1-like
Exons: 4
Coding region: 104-394 (96 amino acids)
Biological process (GO): ceramide metabolic process
Cellular component (GO): membrane
Molecular function (GO): hydrolase activity, acting on carbon-nitrogen (but not peptide) bonds, in linear amides
Source: RefSeq, a predicted model, not a curated record
GGUUUUCAACACAAUGGCACAAUGAGGGAUGCGACUGUUCGCUCGGUGCGAUGCGACCCGAGUAACAGGAUCGGGGACGCCCCUUCUUAAACCUACCUGAUACAUGGUGCGCGCGGCUGCCUUGGACGCAUUUUCGAGAGAUGAGUAUUUUCAUCUUUUUUGUCAUCUCCCCAAUAAUGCUGUACCUGCUGCACCCAUAUGCCAAGGAGAGGAACCUGGCCGUACAUCUGGUCUGGUCCAUGAUGAUCUUUGUUGCUGCAUAGAUCAAAGAGUACUGCGACUGGCCCUUAUGUCUAUUAGCCUGUGGGUGCUGGCUAUCUCUUGCUGGAUCAGUGAUCGCUUUGGCUUCAGCUUUUGGCAGAAUCUGAAUUUCUGUUAUCUGCAUGGUAUCUGACACAUUGUGAUUGUGGUGGCCACGGUCUAUGGUAGCACUUUAAUUGCUUACCUGGAUGCCAGUCUGGAGAUCCCUUACUCCCUCCUCAACCUACAGUAUUGGCCACGAGACAACUGGGCCAUCGGGCUACCUUACAUUGUCCUCAAAGGCACCACAGAGACCCGGAAAAUAUGUUAACAGAUGGGACAAAAUGGACUAAAGCAUUGUCUAAUUUAUGAAGCUGCUUGGUGUAAUGCUGAUCUAAGACCAUCUUGUACUCUUUCACCCUGAACAAUAAAUUGAUAUGGACAGAAAGGAGCUGAUCUUAAAUCAGUACCCUGAGACACUGUAUCCCGUGUGAAUGUUGAAGAAAACUGAAGUACUUUAUUGGAUGAGACAUGUUGCUUCUGAUGGUGAUAUUGUUGCCACUACUGACGGUGUUCAUUCCUCAUAGAACCUGAAACCUGUGUGUGUUUGUGUGUUUACAUGCUCUUAAGAGCUGCAAGGGAUUGUUUGUAAUGUAUACUGUUUGAAUCCUCAUCUUUAAAAACAACAGGUGGUUUUUAUAUGAAAAUGAAUAAUUGCACUGACAGGAUUUAAUGUAUGUAUAGCAUUAUAUAUUUUACAUUAUUUCUUCUGUAUGAAUCAGGGGCUUUGACCUUUUAAGACAAAGUGUGAUAAACAACUUCUUUAUUUAUGAGUGAAACUUGAUAUUACUUGAAUGAUAAUUAUAAAGGAGAAACCUCAGUGUAGAGGUCCUAAUGUAAGUCUGAUGGAUUAAUAGUCUGUUCAGUGGGAGGAAAGUCAUGUUCAACAUGAGAUGUCACUUCACAACACGAAAUGAUUCUCUAAAAAAAUUGUGCAAAAUUUUGUUUACAAAUGUUAACUGGGAUUAUUUAAUUUUUUUGGUGUGGAAGUUUUAAAUCCAAUGCUUAAUGUUUUAUUUGAUUUUUUUAUGUAUAUGUUACUCUAAGAUCCACCUCAGUGUAUGAAAUUGUUUAUUUGGAUGGUGUAUUACUACAUGACAUCAUUGGAGAACAAGACUGCUGUCAUAUGAAUUUAAUGAUCAUAUAAGUUUAUUUUUAUAUAAAGUAUGAUUGUUUGGACAUGAA